Molecule: messenger RNA, 3906 nt
Organism: Phyllopteryx taeniolatus (common seadragon)
Lineage: Eukaryota; Metazoa; Chordata; Actinopteri; Syngnathiformes; Syngnathidae
Gene: gab1
Product: GRB2-associated binding protein 1
Exons: 16
Coding region: 696-2879 (727 amino acids)
Source: RefSeq, a predicted model, not a curated record
CCACCUCCGGUCUCGGGUGUCGGCGGGAGCUUGACACCGCCAUGUUCCAGAGGAGGGCGAGUUCAGCGAAAAGACGGAGUCAGCCUGUCACUCAUAAUUAAGGAACCACAGCGGGAGUAAACUGGUAGGAAAAGCUCGGCCCGCGGAGGUACUACAUUCGUGGCUUGUUGUUGUUGGACCUCGAGGUCGCGGCGGCUCCCCUCCUCUUCCACUACACCACCACACGCCGAAAACUAUGAACCGGCGCGGCGCAGUGGGACCUUCGCGUCGCGUCCCGCCAACCGGGAAUCGCAACACUUUUUCGGGCUUCAACUACUAAAGGCACGACCAUAACAAAACUUAGCGCGUGAUAGCUUCUUUUUUGUUUGGGUGCGUUUGUAGAAUAAAGCGACACUGAGGAGGCUAGUUCGACAUUUCGACUCCCACCAGGCGACUUUCGAAGGACUCACUGGCACAAAGAGGACACUCCCAAACCGGAGAGUUCCAUUCUAUUGCCGAACUCCCAGACGGGGAGAAAGCCAGCGAGCAGCAGCUAUGAGCGGGGGAGACGUUGUGUGUUCAGGGUGGCUGCGAAAGUCUCCGCCGGAAAAAAAGUUGCGACGUUACCGCGAGGGAUAGAGGGAUAGAGGAGCCGCUCCCUGGCGCCCCGGCGAAGCUUGGCCGCCCCUUCCUGUGCAUGGAAGAAGCGGUGGUUUAUGCUUCGCAGUGGCCGUUUGACGGGCGACCCAGAUGUGCUGGAGUACUACAAGAAUGACCACGCCAAGAAGCCCAUCCGCGUGAUUGACCUCAACUUGUGUGAGCAGGUGGAUGCCGGGCUGACGUUCAACAAGAAGGACUUGGAGCACAGCUUCAUUUUUGACAUCAAGACCAUCGACCGUGUCUUCUACCUUGUGGCUGACACGGAGGAGGAGAUGAACAAGUGGGUGCGCUGCAUCUGCGACAUAUGUGGCUUCAACCCCACCGAUGACGAGGCUGCCAAAGCUGGCCAGCAGUCGGCCAUCGGGGGCCUGGUGGUGGACACCCCUCCGCACACGGCGCUUGGCAACUUGGUGGGUCAGCCGGCGGCAGCCCUGACCGCCGUGCCACCUCCCUACCAGCCGGUCAGCGUGCGGCAUCUGGACUCCCAAUCCAGCACGGAGGAGCCCCAGGAUUACUUGUGGCUAGUCAACUGUGAGAGCAAAAAGCCCGAUGCCAACAGAGCCCACACUGAGUGUUCCAAGUCUACCUCCUCCGAGACGGACCUGAAUGACAACCUCCCGUCACACCGAACGCCCACGUCGUCCACGUCAUCGGCCAAGCACAGCUCUCAGAACGGCUUCUUUGCCGGGCACCCGGCCCCCGCCUCUGCUUCGUCCCUAUACGACUCCCCGCCGUCACGGGGCGCCUCCCUCCUGAGCGACAACGGCCUCUACCACCUGCCACGCAGCUACUCUCAGGACACCGUGCUGCUCCCCAAGUCGGCAUCGUCCCCCACGGCCCACCAGGACGUUGGCGGCGAGGGGUCUGAACUGUACGUCUUCAACACCCCCUCACGAAAGCCCUCCGUGGAGACGCAGAUACGCAAUCUGUCCAUCAGCUACGACAUCCCACCCACGCCCGGGGCUAACUCUACCUACCAGGUCCCCCGCACCAUGUCGUCCUCGGAAGGCGGGGGGGACGUCCUGCCCCCUCCCAGGCCACCCAAGCCCAUCUCCGGACCCCCGCCGGCCCACGCCGAGCGCUCCCCCACAGACACUUAUUACAUGCCUCGCUCGGCGUCAGAGACCGACGGAAACUACUGUGUGCCUACAAGUGCUUGCAAUAAAGCUUUACGCAGCAACACUAUUGGAACCGUCGACUGUUCGCGCCUACGCAAAGAUUUUGGUUCCCAGGACUGCUACGACAUUCCCAGAUCCUUCCCAUCAGACAAGAGCUGCUCAUUCGACUUCAACGAAAGUUUCAACAGCUACUUUAAAAAUAAAGGCAUGUUGCCCGUGAGCAGCAAGUCCACCGAGGAGGUGGACCAGAACUACGUCCCCAUGAGUGCCAAUUCCCCGUCCCACCACCACUCGGGCAGCCUGUCGGAGCCCGUGCACGAGACCAACUACGUGCCCAUGACCCCUAGCACCAUGGAGUUCUCCUCGCUGGGCAAGCAAGUGCCGCCUCCCGCCCACAUGGGUUUCCGUUCCAGUCCCAAAACUCCGCCGCGGAGGCCCAUGCCCAGCGACUGCCAGCCGCCGCCUGUGGACCGGAACCUCAAACCGGAUCGCAAAGGUCAGAGUCCUAAAGUAAUAAGAGCAAAGGGGGUCGGUUUAGAGCGAACCGACUCCCAAACUGUAGGCGAGUUCCCACGGGGACGCCGCAAGGGAAAACCCGCGCCACUGGAGAUCAAACCCGUGCCCGAGUGGGAGGAGCCCUGCACGCCGGUCCGCUCGCCCGUCACUCGCUCCUUCGCACGGGAUCUCUCUAGGUUCCCCAUGCCCGCCCGGCCCCCAUCAGUGCAUAGCACCGCCUCCAGCACUGACUCCGAGGACAGUGAUGAGAAUUAUGUAGCCAUGCUCUCUAAUAUGAAGAACCAGUCAGAUGAACCAAGCACAAAGCUGAGCGCACCGAUGACUGUGGACGGCGGGAGUAGCCCCAUGGUAAAGCCCAAGGGAGACAAGCAGGUGGAGUACUUGGAUUUGGACCUGGACUCCGGCAAGUCCACUCCACCUCGGAAGAUGAAGAGCAGUGGCUCUGGCAUGGCAGCGUCGGAUGAGCGUGUGGACUACGUGGUGGUGGACCAGCAACGGACGCAAGCCCUUAAGAGCACCCGUGAGGCCUGGAACGACGGCCGCCAAUCCACAGAGACGGACACGACAUCCAAAGGAGCCAAAUCGAUUAUUUUGUUUAAAAUUUGAAAGCCCUGCAAAAAUGGCUGGACGUCUUACCUACAGGAACGUGCCCAGCUCGCGGCACGUUACGAAGUUUGGAGAUCCGUUGUUCAAGUGCAAAGAUGGUGGAGGACCAUUAAAGGAAGACCUCCUCAAGUUGACGCUAAGACGAUCAAGAAUUGUCAUGCAAAACUCAUCGCUACAGUGACCCAGAGGUAGUGCAUGUUGUUCAAGAGAUGUUCACGCAUAGCCAGAAAAAGUCAAUUUGACAAGCAGCAAGGGAAAGUGGACUUUCCUUUCACUGUGUGCGAACUGUGCGCAAAAAGGAGCUUAAACGGCGUGCUUGGAAGCCGCACUGCUGUCAAGCACUCUCUGCUGCAGACCGCGACAUUCGUAUUGGAGUGUGGGGAGGCGAUGAUAGCUUAGUAUCAAGAUUGGUCUGAUCUCUUUAAAAAAUAUCCUCUGGAGUGAUGAGGCGGUAUUCCACAUCAGUGGGUUUGUGAACCGUCACAACUGCCACUACCGGACGGGAGAAGAUCCUCGUAUUACCUCAGAAAAAAUGCAGAAUUGGUAUGGUAUGGUGUGGAAUGACGUCGGACAGGAUUGUGGGUCCCUUCAUCCUUUGGGAUACCAUGAAUGCCAAAAGGUACCUCACCAUGCUGAAAGAUGAAAUCUGGCCGCUUAUCAGUACUUGGGAGAAUAUUGAAGAUUUAAUUUUCAUGCAAGAUGGCGCUCCUCCACAUUAUGCUAUUGUUGUUCGUGAAUGGCUGAAUGCCCACUUCCCUGGGAGAUGGAUGGGUCAUCGUGGUCCGUAUGCGUGGCCAGCCAGAAGUCCUGUCUUAGCACCGUGCGACUUUUUUCUGUGGGGUUGGUUAAAGUAUUCUACCAAACCAACGAAUUUGGAAGAACUUGAAGGGUGAAUACGACAAGUUAUGUCUUCCAUCCCACAAGAGUUCCUUGUGAAAUCAGUUAAUGCGGUUCCCAGGUGGCUUGAGAAACUGGUGGCUCAUGCUAGCGCCUAUAUCGAAUUUUAAAUAAAACUCCAUGCAAUACA